UGUACAGUAUAUGCUGUUUCUGGCUGGCACGCCUGAAGGAAACCGGCUCUUCUGUCGCGCGAUUCGUCCUUGUUCAAUAGCUACCUACUAUGUACACUACCACCACCCACCACCCACCAUCGAUUCAUUCAUGCUGCCCAUCGUCAUUGUCCUGACCCUCCUCCACCCCCCCCGUUUGCCGACACCGUUCAAUCCAUUGUAUUGCCAGUAGUCUAUAUGUGAGUACGCGUACGAGUAUUGAAUCAAUGUCCAUCGCAAUCCCACUCCCGUCUUCACAACAUUUAUGGAGACGAUGGUGAAAUGGUCGAGUGUCAGAACAUACAUUCGGUACUUGGCUGCACUGCACGAACAAUGCCUAUAUUUGCACCAUGAUAUAAUGAAUGCGUGCGUGAAUGAAUGCGCCGGCCGCAUGUCCUGCCUGCCUGCCUGGCCCCCCUCCACCGCACCUCAAUCCGUGUUUUGCGCCAUCAAUAAUCCCCACGGGUCCCUUGUUCGUCUGGUUCUCCUCGGUCCGUCGCCGCCCCCCCCUCUCUUUCAUCUCUUUCUCUUUCUCGGGCUCUGA
Molecule: messenger RNA, 562 nt
Organism: Periconia digitata
Lineage: Eukaryota; Fungi; Ascomycota; Dothideomycetes; Pleosporales; Periconiaceae
Source: the annotation of a GenBank genome assembly